Naegleria lovaniensis is the source of this 1668-nucleotide messenger RNA. RefSeq lists its product as uncharacterized. The transcript has a single exon. The coding region runs from base 1 to 1668 and encodes 555 amino acids. Lineage: Eukaryota; Heterolobosea; Eutetramitea; Acrasida; Naegleriidae. Gene Ontology annotation, molecular function: protein binding. The record is from RefSeq and is a predicted model, not a curated record.
AUGAACGGUGAUGAAAAGUUGUUGAAGAAAAUCAAGUUAUUAAAGCAGAAGGUAAAAGCUUCAAGGAAUGGAGUCUCAUCGUCUUCUUCUCAAGAAGCCAACGGUGGAGAAUUAGAAGCAAUGCCGAAUGCAUCAAUGUUCUCGGAAACAGUAGUACCAAAAUUAGAAACGUGUAAUGAAGAAGAGUUAUCAUUGAAACGAAAAGCAGAGUUUGAAUUCUUUCAAAAUUGGAAAAAACAAAAAAAAGAUCGUGACUCAAGAUUCAGUUUGGAUUGUUUAAUGACUAUUUGUGAAUUUUUACCACCAAGAAAGUUGUUCACAAGUAUCAUGGUUGUUUGUAAAGAUUGGAGAAACGCAUUGCUAAACAAUAAUUUCUUUUGGUUCGAUUUAUAUAAGAGAAUCUUUUUUGAAGAUUUGAAUGUGAAAAAAGAACAAGUGGGUGAAUGUGAUUUUUUGCUGGCAUUCAAAACAAGAUAUGCAUUUGUGUUAAAACACUCAAUAGGGUCCUCUUUGACGAAAUUUCUCAAAAAACAAGACAGCUUGGUUGAACGUGCAUAUCGUGCAGAUGAUAUCAAUGAUGCAACAAAUUUAUUUUCUGAAUGCUUAGGAUCUCAAGCAGUAUUUACAAGAUUCUUUGACCUCCAGAAAAAACAAGUUGACUUUUCUCUACGAGCUCUAGAAUUUAUUCAAGAAGUUGAUGAUAUCAAGAAUGAAAGGAACAUCCUUAGAGCACUUUUAAACAUUUUAUUACAAAGAACCAUUGAUCUUACGGAUGAUAGCGAUGAAGAAACAGAAGCUAAUUUUAGUAGGCAUGAUUUAUCAGUACUAGACAACGUCAUGACACAAUUUAGACGAUUUACAAAGUCCAGAAACAGCAUUAUUGUUACGAAUAGUUUAUAUUUUGGACGAGAAGAAAAUAAUGCUCUUGGAGAGACUCAUAAGCUUGAUUUUAUUAUUUUCAGUACCAUUGGUCACUAUGCUGAAUUUAAGGCAACCAUUAAUUGUAAUAUCAUUGACGAUGCAUAUUUGGAUGGAGGACGGCUAACCAUUACAGGUCAAUUUUUAGGAGAUGAGAAAGCAGAACAUUUAAUGGACAUCAUUUACGAUGGAGAGAGUGAUCGAUCACGAUGCUCCUUCCAUCACACCUUUAUAGAACGCUGUAUAAGAGAGCUAGGUUUACAAAAUAUCGCUCCACGAGUGUUCGUCUACUUUUUACUCAAAUUAAUCUCCACAAACAUUGACGGCCAAUUGUUCUACAAGCUACUCUUGAAUAUUUGUAUGAGCUACCACAGUAAUAAUCGCACUCAAGUUAUUGUUCCUCUCGAUACUGAAGAUGCUGUAUAUUUCGCCAUCUCAGAUGAAGAGGAUGAAGAAGGUGAUGAUGAUUACACAGAAGAAGACAGAAGAUUUGUCGUUGAUGGAAGUGAUGACGAUGUAGAAGAAUUAGAAGAGGAUAAUGCAGAAAUUGAACUUGACGACGUUUCCAGUGGCUCAAGUGAGGCAGAAGCUUCACCUGUCACAGACCUCAAUGAACCAAUGGCUGUUUUUUCUGAUGACGAAGAUGGUGUUGAAGAAGUUAUUAUUGAGCUAGCGACAGAAGAACCCACAGAAGCAAAUGGUGAUACGAAUACUAGUAAUGUUGUACAGUUGGAUUUUGACGAAGAGUAA